Molecule: messenger RNA, 4254 nt
Organism: Perca flavescens (yellow perch)
Lineage: Eukaryota; Metazoa; Chordata; Actinopteri; Perciformes; Percidae
Gene: pkp1a
Product: plakophilin 1a
Exons: 15
Coding region: 244-2388 (714 amino acids)
Biological process (GO): cell-cell adhesion
Cellular component (GO): cytoplasm; plasma membrane; adherens junction
Molecular function (GO): protein binding
Source: RefSeq, a predicted model, not a curated record
GUCUAUGGUGCAUGUGUCUGCCCCUCCCUUCACUUUGCACCUACAUGCGAACUCUCUUCGGCCCCACCUCGACGGGGCGCGGUCCCGAGGGUGGAGUUCACCGCCUCUACUCUGGGAACUUUAGCCUACACUCUUUGUACUGUCCGCUGCUCUAAGUCGAGCCGCACUUCUCCUCCGGGUCUGCACUUUAUUUGGAAACUGGUUUUAACUGAACCGUUCACGGGAAGGGCACCGUGCUGGAAGAUGAUGGCUCCAGAGCCGCUGCGUUCAGCAAUGACUAGUAAGGGAAGGGAGGAUACGUCGCUCGCGUUGCCCUCCGACAACAAGCUGCACUCGGGACAGCAGCGCGUGCUGCAUCAAGUGCACACUAUCGAGAGGAGCAAGUCCAAACACGGGAAGAACGGCUCAAUAUCCCCCUCACCAACAAGCCUGUCUCCCCAGACUUUGACAACAUAUGAGUUUGGAGCGUUCAAGUUUUCUCCAUCCAAAGCAAAUGGCACCUUCAGUCGUACCAGCUCCACAGGCUACAACAAAUCGGUAAAUACUCAGAAGAGUCGUACCCUAUCCGCUAGGUCCAUGAGAGGAAGACAAGUCAGCUCAGGCACAUGGGAACAGCAAAUCAACACUUCCAGCUGGCCCCAGGGUACCAAUGGGCUGAGAUCUGCUCGCAGUGACCCAUCUUUGGCUCCUCCAUUUUCUGCAACCACUAUGCGAGGCAAAGGGAUGUUGGCCCAGGGCCAGCAAAGCCUUCAGAGUCGGAUAAAUAGAAACAGCAUCUAUUCUGUGACCAACGGCACACAGAUGACCAACAGCCAGACACGCCUCGUCCGGCUGCCCUCUGCCUUGUAUCGCACUGAAGGCAAAAUGGGCACCUUCAAAACAUCCAGAAUAGAGCAGCAAUCAGCGGUGAACAGUGCGAUAAACAUGUCAGACAUGACCAUAAAGGAGGCUGUAGAGUUCAUGUCUCACCCUGAAGAGAAUUACCAGCAAUGUGGAGCCACCUUCAUCCACCACAUCACCUUCAAAGAGGACGGCGCCAAACAGGAGGUUUUCCACCUAGGAGGUAUCCCCGCUCUGGUGACCCUGCUGCGGAGCCCCAAUCCUGGGGUGAGCCAGGCUGCUGCUGGGGCUCUGAGGAACCUGGUGUUCAAAGACCAGGACAACAAGCUGGAGGUUCAGCACUGUGGCGGUAUAGCCAAGGCCCUGCAGCUACUUAAGGAGACAAAUUCUACUGAGACCCAGAAACAAAUCACUGGCCUUCUGUGGAACCUGUCCUCUGCCGAUGAGCUGAAGGCAGAACUUAUAGCUACAGCGCUGCCUGCCCUGACUGAGAAUGUGGUGGUGCCAUUCACCUGCUGGUCAGACAACAGCGCCAACAACAACAUACACCCCGAUGUCUUCAACAGCGCCACAGGGUGCCUGCGAAACCUGAGCUGCGGCCAACAGAAGGAGAGGCGGGCAAUGAGAGAGUGCCGUGGCCUCAUUGACUCCCUCAUGGGUUAUCUCGAGUCCUGUGUGGCGGAAGAAAGCCCUGAUGAGAAGUCUGUGGAGAACUGUGCAUGCAUCCUCCAUAAUUUGACCUACCAACUGGAGGACGAGUCUCCUGAGUGCUUCAGCAAGUUCCAACCUGAGAGAGAGGGCCAACGUGGGAAAAGUAAAAGCCCCACGAUUGGAUGCUUCAGCCCAAAGAGCAGCAAGGCUCAAAAGGAGUUUUUAUUUGACCCGGUGCGGGGAAUGCCAGAGGACAGCAAGCCAUCAGGUGUGAAGUGGUUGUGCCAUCCCAUAGCCAUGCAGACCUACCUGUCUCUGCUGGGCUCGUCCCAGAAUAGUGCCACACUGGAAGCCUGCUGUGGUGCCCUGCAGAACCUCACUGCCGGCAAGGGACUGGGGUCCAGUGUCAUGUGUCAGAUUCUGGUUCAAAAGCUGGGGGCUCUACUGCACAUGCCCCAUCUUUUAAAGUCUCCUAACCGGAGCCUGCAGAAGACUGCCAUGUCCCUUCUGGGUAACAUGUCUCGGACCAGCAGUUUGCAGACCUCCAUGGCAAAGCAGAUUCUGCCUGAUCUCACCAGCCUGGUCUCCUCUGGCCCCCGAGAGAUGGGAAGCUCUGACGAAACUAUAGCAACAGCAUGCAGCACAUUGCGGAGUCUGAUGUUGGCAGACACUGAGGUCAGCAAGAAGUUCGUCAAAAGUGAAUUGGUGUCAUCAGUGGCUGACCUCAGCGAGAACAGGUCUUUCUCCAAAGGCAGCAAAGCAGCUUCCUUGCUCCUCUACAGCUUAUGGAACGAUAAGAAUUUGCAAGGAGUAGCAAAAAAGCUGGGGAUGGCCAAAUCACUUUUUGUCAAUGACAACACCACAGCUAUGCACAGGUCGGUGAAAGUUGUCGAGUGAGUGUGAAGGACGAGUGGAAAGGCACCACAGAGCCUGAGAGAUGGGAUCCAGCAUGUUUAGACACCGAUGUGGCCACACCCUUGCAACGAGGAGAGUAAAAUUACAUUCUUUACAUAAUAACCUUGUUGAAAGAGCCUAUUAAUUAAGAGUCAGUCAUACAUUGUAUAUACUUUAGUGCAAAGAGAGCUUUUAAUUUCAUCCUGCAGUGUUUAAUUUGAAUAUGUUUUGUCUGUGAAUAGAAAGUGGUAAAGUAUGCAUGCAUGAAUCCCAGUUCUUCUGGCCUGACAGCUGCAAUACACCAGGCAAUGUAAUCUGCAGUGAAAGUUACUUAAGGCAUGCAGUGAUUAUUUACAUUCAUGAAUGGCAUUGUUGUCAGAUGUGUCUGUCUGCAGUGGCUAAAUGAUAAAAUAUCUUGUGGGGCCUUGAGGAUUGAGCAGACAAAAAAUUAAGUAAUAAGAAAAAUAUAUGAAAAGCUAAAAAAGAAAAAGAAAAGACUGUUUAUUUUGUAAUACUGUCACUACCAGAUCAAAUCUCAUACAUCCAGUUGGGAUUUUUUUUUUUUUACUUUGCUGUGUUUGCUGUUUCAUUCUGUGAGUCAGAAUGUUGUAUUGCAAACAAUUAAUUAAGAAGAUCGAUACCACUCUCGUGUCUGCACAUUGAAUAUGAAGCUGCAACCAGCAGCCAGUUAGCCUAGCUUAGCACAAAGACUGGAAAUAGGGAAACGGCUAGCCUGGCUCUGUCCAAAAGAAACAAAAUCCACUUACCAGCACCUAUAAAACUCAACAAUUAACACUUCAUAUGUCGUUUGUUUAAUCCCUAGCGUUAAAACAACACUUAGUGGUUUUACAGGGUUUUGGGACCAGCAAAACAACAAUGUGUCAUUUAUACACUUUGGUUUUUGUGUGGAUUAUACAAACAAGAUAUAAAGUGUUAAGAAGGAGAAAUAUGUUACCUUUGGACAGAGCCAGACUAUUUGUUUCCAGUCUUUGUGCUAAAACAAGCUGACCAGCUGCUGGCAGUAGCUUCAUAUUAAUCGGACAGAAACAAGAGCGGUGUCGAUUUGUUACUUACCACCGAACGAGAAAGUGAAUAAGUCAAAAUAUUCUAUAGUAUAAGUGCAGUACUAAAAGCCUUGUUUUUUUCUCUUGCUUUGUCAUAAACCUGCUUUUUGAAUGUUACAAAUUGUAUGCUAUACAGUAUAUUGUUUUGAUAGUUUGUUUUCUUGCAUAAACUGAAGAAUUGGAGACAGAGAAGUAUUGGAAUAUAGUACACAACAUGCAAAAUCAGCUCUCCCCAUUCAUGUAUUAACAAUGUAUAGAAAAUUGGUUUAAUAUAUAAAUAUUUAUAUUAUAUAAAUAGUCAUUGAUUCCCCUGGAAACCCUUUUUAGUCUAAUUUGAACAUUUGUUUAAUAUUAUUAAUUAUACAUGUUUUUAUUUAAAAUAAAUGGUUCUUCAUCUAAAACCUUUUAUAGGUAUUUGUAUUAAAAGUUGUAAGGGCUCAAUAAAGAGUAUCUGCUCUCAUAAUCAAACUACUGAAAACUGGUUAAAUCCUGCUCAAAUUCCAAUGCUUUUUGAAGACCCAGCAUUACAAAUCACUGAAGCGAAGAGAGGAGAUGUUUGGAAAUAUGUGGAGAUUCCCCAUGACUCUUAACAAUACACUGCAGUGGAGUGGACUUUUGGUGUGGUUUUUUGUUUGUUUUUUUACGCUUAAGACAUAUAUUCCUGCUAAGGUUCACUUGCCUCCAGGAAGACUGAUGUCAGUAUUGCUUAGAAUGUAUUAUUGGAGAAAUUUGUGUGUGACAUUUUAUUAGAAGCUUUUCCUGUCACUCAGUCUGUAUAUAGAAUAAAUAACAAAUAUGACGACAA